AUGGACGAGUGGGAUCUCCCACAAUGGAAAAAAGAGGUGGAAAGCCUCAAGUACCAGCUGGCCUACAAGAGGGAGAUGUCCUCCAAGACCAUACCUGAGUUCGUGAAGUGGAUCGAGGACGGGAUUCCCGAGGAUCCCUUCCUGAACCCGGAGCUGAUGAAGAACAACCCCUGGGUGGAGAAAGGCAAAUGCAUCAUCCUCUGA
Messenger RNA from Onychostruthus taczanowskii (white-rumped snowfinch), 204 nucleotides. RefSeq names its product G protein subunit gamma 13 (gene GNG13). The transcript is spliced from 2 exons. The record is from RefSeq and is a predicted model, not a curated record. NCBI's taxonomy places the organism in Eukaryota, Metazoa, Chordata, Aves, Passeriformes, Passeridae. Gene Ontology annotation, molecular function: G-protein beta-subunit binding. Gene Ontology annotation, cellular component: heterotrimeric G-protein complex. Bases 1 to 204 code for a protein of 67 amino acids. Gene Ontology annotation, biological process: phospholipase C-activating G protein-coupled receptor signaling pathway; sensory perception of taste.